Molecule: messenger RNA, 6277 nt
Organism: Anneissia japonica
Lineage: Eukaryota; Metazoa; Echinodermata; Crinoidea; Comatulida; Comatulidae
Product: F-box/LRR-repeat protein 20-like
Exons: 12
Coding region: 213-1841 (542 amino acids)
Biological process (GO): SCF-dependent proteasomal ubiquitin-dependent protein catabolic process
Cellular component (GO): SCF ubiquitin ligase complex
Molecular function (GO): protein binding
Source: RefSeq, a predicted model, not a curated record
GACACACUCUCUCUUGCUGUUGAACAUAAAAAUACUUAGCAAAUUUAUCCAAGGCUAGUCUAAACUAACAAUAGGGCCUAUAGCAUAUUAAGGCUCUCCAGUUGGAAGUCAAAACAUUUUUUUUUGCAUAUCAACUUUUGAAUAAAAUAAGGAUGGUGAACUAAAAAGUGAAUCCUGAAUCCAGAAUGGAGAUUGUAUGACUAGGAUCAACCAUGGUGAAAAAACUCAAAGACCUCUGUCUACAAUGCAUCAGCCGCAACCUACACACAAUCAGCCAAGUUGGCAAGCUCUUACCAACCCAGCACAAGGAGGCGCUCUUACGCCGAUUGGUCGACCAUGACAUGCUAACGUUAGAAUACCUACCGUACGUCACAUACCAUCUGUUUUCACCUGCGAUCAAAAAAAUCUGCUUUAACCGAUGUCCGCAAAUAUCUGACUCAGUACUUAUCCAGCUGGACUUGUGCCUCUGCAGACUUGAGAACAUCACCAUCAAUGGCUGCACACAAGUUACAGACACAGGGAUUGAGGUGUUGAUGGGCAAACAAACUGAACUUGCAGUAUUGAAGUUAAGAAGUCUUCCCCAUCUCACAUGCAAGGGUCUGCAGACGAUCAAUUCAAAAAAGCUGAGGCAUGUCGAUCUGUUUAACUGUGGAAAUAUUGGGAACAAAGGUAUUCAAAGUUUAGUGACCAAAAAUACAAAGAUCAAAGUUUUGAAUCUGGAGCUCUGUUACAAACUCACAGAGGAAAUUAUCCCAGACAUCGCCAACUUCUUGAAAGAUGAUUUGGAGGAAUUAAACCUAGGCUGUCUAAACACACUGAGUGAUAACGCAUUGUCUUUAUUAGCAGUCCAGUGUAAAAAUCUUAGAAAAUUAUGUCUACAUGGAUGCAAUAGAAUUACAGGGGAGUGUAUGUUACAGUUAUUUUCAAAUUGUUCUAAGCUGCAAGAGCUUGACCUUUCAUUCUGCUACCACAUCCUUGAUGACCCGUAUCAGGAUGUGUUGGAGUACCUGCCUCAGAGCAUCACGUCGCUGUCGCUGGGAGGACUACAGGCUGAUGGGGACAUGCUUCACAAUGCUCUUGCUCGACUACCGAACCUGUACGACCUCAAGCUGUGUGGAGUGAAUUCUUUGAAUGAAACACAUGUUGAAAAGAUAUUUGGUUGCAUUGGUGGAAAACUGACCAAACUGGAUCUAAGCGGCUGUAACCAAUCAGCAUGCGAUUCAACAUUAAAGUCAAUUGUGAAGUAUUGUGUGAACUUAGAGGAGCUGGCCUUGGCAUUCUGCAUGAGAAUCACGGGGGAGCCACUCCUGAAGCUUUUACGGGACAAUAGAAGAGCCGAGAAUUUGAAGUCGAUCAGGCUGAGUGGCUGUAGAGAUAUAAAAUAUCACGUAUUAGUGGCACUCGUUUCCUCCUGCCCGAAUCUGGAAGGACUCUUUAUGGCCGGCUUGAAGGUAUUAGAUGAUGACAUGUUGCAUAGCAUAGCAAAUAACUGUCAUCGACUGAAAGAAAUCUCACUCAAAAGUUGCAUCGCUAGCACGAAUCAAGUUUCUGAUAGUGGCCUGACCGAACUUGCUCGAUGUUGUCCAUUGAAGGAAGUUGUACUGUCAGGUGUCCAUAGCUUGACCAAUAAGAGUGUGCUAGCCCUUGCCAACAACUGUCCUGACCUCAAGUGUCUCUAUAUCUCAGGCUGUUCCAAGGUGUCAUCAGCCGCUGUCAGGUAUCUUCAGGAUGUAUGUAAUAGAAGAGUGUUUGUGGAACACAGAGUACCAAAUGCCGACCCAAACCAAAUCAUCGCCAAGAAUCUGGACACUGGCGAAUACUGCCAUGUGGACAUAAUUUGAGGGGGGAAAACGAGGAAAAAGAUGUUGGAAUCCAGAUGGGAAUCAACAUGUGAACAUUACUCACCGAAAUACAGAAGCUGCCUAUCAUCAAGUUGUCUAACGUCGUAUAAAUUAUGGUAGGCAUUCUGCACCUGUUUCUCAUAAUGUGCUAACAAGAACGUGUCUACAGGUGAUCGCCUUGCCUGUUAUUAAUAAACUAAACUUAACAUAUGACUUCAAGUAGUUUGUAUAGUAUAUUUUUUAAUGGUAUGAGUGUGUGAAGCGUACACAUUCGACUUCGAGCGAAAAAAAAAGGACGGAUAUCUUCAGAUUGGACUAUCUAUACAUUGGAUACUGAUGCUAAGGUCUAACAGAAUGCAAAGUAAACGUAUAUAAUCUUGUUAUUUGAUGCACAUAUUUCUGGAGUGUGUAGCUCAAAAUAGAUAUCACAACUUCAAAGAUUUCCAACUUUAUUCAACUUAAUUUCAGUUACAACCACCAGACAUUUAAAGUUUUGUCAUUAGGGAGCUUUCGGUUGCACCAUGACAGUAGGAUGUAUAACGUAAUGACGUCACUAAAAGUCGUCUGCGCAUGCGAGAACGUGAAGUUCUCCUUGUUGCAUACAUGGAUUUGGCCAAAUCUAUGUAUGCAGAGAGCGUAGGACGCCCAGUAGGACGGUCACAUAUGAGUGAUUCCAUUCUACCGUCGCAUCGUCAAACAAAAUCCAAUGUGAAACAGCAUAACUCCAUUAAGGUCAUUUGUACAUACUGUAUUUCUAUUGAGGAACUUGUCUAUAUAGUGGUUUGCCUUUUUAUUAAGUUUUUAUUGAGUUUAGGAAAAUCACAAAAGCUGUUAGUGAUGUGUAAUAUUAUUAUUAUUAUUAUUAUUACUAUUAUUAUUAUUAUUACUAUUAUUAUUAUUAUCAUUAUUAUUAUUAUUAUUAUUCAUUACUACUACUACUAUUACUGUAUUAAAUAAUAUUAUAUAUAUUAUUCUUAUUAUAAUAAAUUAAAGUAUAUAAUUAUUAGAAUUGAAAGGUUUUAUGCUUGCUUUGUGGUAAACAGUCUUGCUGGGUGUUAUGCCAAUGUUAUGUUGGACAUUUUUAGGUCAAACUAAGCAUGUACCUGGUCAGUUUGACCAAAACAAAUGUAGUGUGAAACUGUGUAAAGCCCUGUCCAAAUUUUAUUGGACAAAAACAUGGGACACACCUAAAUAUGGUCAUGAUGACAUCACAUCAUGACCGUAUAUAGCAUAGGAAGUUCAACCAAGCAAAAAGUCAGAUGGAAACAGUGCGACUCGAUUAAGUAUCCCUGCUACUGCUGCCUACCUAUCUGAACAUGUCACUGAAUGUAUCAACGCAUUCGCAAAAUGAAUCCAACAUGAACACUGAUUAAUGAAAUUAUCAUUAAAGCUGUUACCUGAAAGCAUUAAUAUUAUUUUUCUAUUUUUAAAACAGAACAUCUUUAUCAUUAUUAUUAACUUUGAAGAUUUUGAUCUGUCAUAUAUUAGUAUUGUUUUAAAUAUUACGAAGUAAAUUAUUGUUAUUAUUCAUAUUAUCUAUGUUUUAUGCUGCCAUCCAUUUGCAUUAAUGUUUAUAUCCUGUUACGUUGUUGAUAUGUAUUUGUGUUAAGUACUUGAGUGCAGUAAUAAUGCCUUAUUCAUUUUGUAUUAUUAUUCUUAAUUUAUAUGUGCCUGCGUUGGUGGAAUUCAUUUAUUAUUUUCCUGUUAUUUUCUCUCCCAGUUAGGUUACUAUAUUAGCUUCCUCCAUUAUGAUGCAUCUUGCCUUUAAACAAAUACAUGUAACCAAAUUUGAGUGCUUGGCCAACAGGAGGUCCCUGGAGAACCGUAACCCCUUAUCAGGGGAACGCCCUCCCGUCGGACAGGCCUAAAUCCACCAUCAUCUGAUGACAAGGCAAGGUCGUCGAACCAAAAAUAAUUGCCUAUCCAAAUAACAUUAUUUUGAUUGGCAAUCCCCUAAUACUGUGGUGGGCCAUACUAAGCCAUAAAAACUACUAAAUCCUACUAGGGAUUUUUAUUCCUGACCGAGGCUCUUAGUCGGCCCCUUGGUUCAAACUAUCCCUCCCCUGCACCCCAGUCGGAUGACGGACCACCUGACGGAAAAUUUCUGGAGCCUCCACUGUACACCGGCAUACCAAAUUGGUUUGUUAUCCUUCUUGUAAAUCUUGCCAUGCUUUGACCACUCUGAGUAUCUUCUCUGCUGCCAGCUCCACGAUUUAUUUCCGCACUCUUUCUGUUACUUUUUUAAAGUACAUUCCUUUUCACAAUACAAAUAUUUUGUGGGAAUUGUUUGAUCUAGUUUGAAUAUAAUACUGUAAAUUGAAAUUAGUUUUUACUAAACCACAAUAAUAUAUUAUAUGUACUUGCGACUUUUCCUGUGCUUUCAGCAACAAUUCUUUAGGCAAUGAACUGUUGAUAGUUUCAGUUCCGAUCGCUAGGUGGAGUACGACUUCUACAGCUGGUGCAUGGUGUCUGUGGACUGUUCUGUGGUCUUUUCCUUAACCAGAUGACUUCAUAAUUUGCUUUCUUCCCAAGCAUUAACGUUUUCCAGGAUGCUGACACCUGCCCAGCUAGGAAUAUGAUUAUGGGAGACAGAAUGGUCUGUACUAACAGAUUUAUGUAAGAUUGACGAGGAAGAGAGUCUGGAUGAUCGUGUGCAGACCCCUUGUGUGUGAGUGGCUACGUCUUUUUGGUGGUCUUGUAGUCAGGUUUUUAAAGGUAUGCCUGUCUCUCCUACAUACGGUACACAGAAUCACAAUUAGCAUAUUGGAUCUGGUAAAUAGCACCGCAUAAUGCCUUCUGGUUGAGUUUGUCCUUAGGGUGUACUUCUUGAAUAUUUGGGUGCUUUGGUUAAAAAGAAUGUGUGUAUUGUAUUUGUUAAGUAUUUUCAUAUGAGUCCCAUGUACCACAUUGAAGAUUUUGAUAAUUUUAGAUAUGUGUUCAUUCAUGGUUCUUAGGUUGCAUAUUUGGGGAGAUUGAUUGAUAUGUUUGUAUUUUCCCACCUAAAUUUAGAUAAUCUUGCAGAAUUUAUUUUAUCCAAAAUUUCCACAUCAUAGAGAUCGGAGAGAUAAAGUUUAGUAUUCGUUUGUUUACCCUGAGAAAUUUCACAAAAGUUGUUAUUCAUUAUUAAACAUUUUCCUUUCGUGAGCAUGUACAUUUGAAUGUUAGGUGAUUCAUACCAUGUAAUACUUUUCCCAUGGACUGGAUAAUGCACUACCAUCUCCGGGACGAAUUAUCUAUGCUUUUGUUCUUAGCUUUGACCCAACUUGCUAAAACAUGCCUACAUGAUCAGAUUAAAAAUAUUUCAAUACAUCUUAAACCAGUUUUUGUUUUGUGUGGUGUGCAACCUUCUAUUUAUUCUUUGGAAAAUCUGUGUUGUAAAAGGUAAACUUUCUCUUUAAGUUUUAGAUAAAAAUCGUAAAUUUGAUGGUUUUUUUUUACUGCAGUAAAUCUCAGUGGCUCUCAUUCCUUGUAUCAUGCAUGGUUUAUGUCCCAAUACAUAGCUAAUUUAUUUGUUAUUAAAAUAUUUAUAUCUAUUUGACUUAAUUUUCAAUCACCUUAAAAUCAUGUUGUUUUGAGUAUGUUUUGAAAAAUAAAUUAAGAGUUAACAGUUUACAGUGAAUCAACAACAAACAUAUUGUCAAUAAAUACUAUUAUUAUUAUUGCUAUUGUAUUUGUAUUAUACAGUAUGAUUAUUAUUAUUAUGAUUAUUAUUAUUAUUAUUAUUAUUAUUAUUGUUAUUAUUAUUAUUAUUACUACUACUACUAUUAUUAUUAUCAUUACAGUAUUAUUAUUAUUAUUAUUAUUUAUUAUUAUUAUUAUUGUUAUUUGCUCUUAUUUGAGUACUGUAAUUCAAAUCUAAUCAAUAUAUGUGUGUGGUAUAAUAUAUAGUAAUAUUUUCUUUGUAUAUAAUAGCUAUUUUGUGCUGUCAUGGACUAAUUUCUAUCUGCAAUUUAUAUCCGUUUAAUUUUUUUUGACAGUACAUUAAUUUGGAGCGCAUGUACUGUAUGAUAUAAGAAUUAUACAGUUAUUUUUUUUCCAGUAAUUAGUAUGUGUUGAAAAUGGUGUGGAACAACAGUAAUACAAUCAAUGUGGAUGGUAUGUAAAAUACACAUGGACCAAUGGCAUAGGCCCUGUUUACACUUAUGAAGCUGUAACCGAUCUCCUUUCCGAUACACACCAUAUUUACACGGGUGCAUACAGUGUAUUAAAUACUUUAGAAAUAGAAAUUUGUGAAUUAACACAGUGUUUUUUGCAAGUGUACAUGUUGACCCUCUUUACAGAAAAAUAUUUAUUAGACAUUUGAAAUAUUUUUGCAUGUUUUAUGAGAAGAUAAUUUGUAAUCACUGGAAAUUUAUAAACUUGAAAUAUUACUAUGUGUUAAAAGAUUUGUUUAGUAUUACUGGAAUUUAAACCUUUAUGUAUAUCUGAAAGUUUAA